This is a messenger RNA of Adineta steineri, 360 nucleotides long. The record is from the annotation of a GenBank genome assembly. NCBI's taxonomy places the organism in Eukaryota, Metazoa, Rotifera, Eurotatoria, Adinetida, Adinetidae.
AUGGGUGACGAUAGCAAGCAAGUACAACAACGUUGCAAAAAGUUACCUGGCGUACGUGAAGAUGUUGUCAAGAAACUGCAGCAAAUGGUUCAUGAGCACAAUAGUUAUGUGAAAUCCUUCAAGCUUGCCGUUCAAAGAAUGCCUCCGACUCAAUACAAGGUGGCUAUCCGUGCAGAUAAAACAGCUGCUGGAGAACAUGCACGACGCUUCAAUGAGCCGGUGGCAAAUGGGGUGGCAGUCGUCAUAGCUGGUGAAGAAUUUAACAAACGAGAUAUUAUCUUGGAGCAGCAAAACGACAGUGUCUCCAGUGCAGAACUACCUGAUCCUCAACAAGAUCCGCGUUUGUUUGAAAUAAUCUGA